AUGGCUGCUCCACUUAAUCUAGAAGAAGGUCUGUCUGCAACAAGACCUCCUCGUUUUAAUGGACAUUUCUACAGCUGGUGGAAAGUUAGAAUGGAUGAUUUUCUCAUGGUUGAAGAUAGUGAGCUAUGGGAUAUCGUACUAGAUAGACCUUUUAUUCCAAUGAUAGAAGAAAAGGAUGGAGAGAAAACUAGGCUGGUUCCAAAGCCUAGACAAAAAUAUGAUGAAGCUGAUAGGAAGAAGAUAGAAAAAGGAUACAAGGCAAAAACUCUUCUUGUCUGUGGGAUAGGACCUGAUGAGUUCAAUCGUGUCUCAGCGUGUGAGUCUGCUAAAGAAUUCUGGGAUUGUUUAAAAACAGCUCAUGAAGGAACUGAACAAGUCAAGGAAUCAAAGAUUGAUAUGCUCACCUCCUUGUAUGAAAAUUUCAAGGUGAAGGAAGGAGAAACCAUUCAUAAGAUGUUCACAAAAUUAUCCUCUAUUACAAAUGAGUUGCGAAGUCUUGGGGAACCUAUCACUAUGAGCAAGAAAGUCAGGAAGGUGCUUCGAAUUCUUCCAAAGUCCUGGGAAAGCAAGGUUGAUGCAAUUUCUGAAGCAAAAGAUCUAAAGGUGCUGACAAUGGAUGCUCUCAUUGGAAAUCUGAAAACUCAUGAGAUGAAUCGAAAUCAUGAUUUGUCAAAGAAGGAAGUCAAAAAGGAUAAGUCCUUCAUGCUGAAAUACAAAUCUGAUGAAGAUUCCAGUGAUGAUGAUAUGGCUUAUCUCAUCAAUAGAUUUCAAAAAAUUGUGAAAAAGAACAAAGGUUUUAGAAGAGGAACGAAUGGUCCUCGAAAUGCUGCUCAGAAUGAUACCUGCUACAAAUGUGGAAAAGCUGGACACUUUAUUAGAAAGUGUCCUCUACUCAAAACGGAAAACAGGGAACAUCAAAAACCAAGAAGUGACAAAGAGAAGAGAAGGGACGUGGUACUCGGUAAGAAUGAUCGAAAGGCUGCUGCUGACUAUGUCGUCAAAAAGGCUCUUUCUGCAUUGGGUGACUCUUCAAGUGAUUCAGAAGAUCCUGAUGAACCAAAUGAUGUGUCUAUGGUGGCUGUGCAUGAAGAGGAAACCAUUUUCAAUGAAAUUUUAACUAAAAAUAAAGUUAAACUGGAGGAGAAAAUGUCAAAAAUGGUGUCUCUAGAGUUUGAUAACACUGAACUUAAAAACCAGUUGAAUAAGAUAACUGAAGAAGCUGAAAAGAUAAAUGGAAUGUCAAAUGGUUUACAAGUUAAAAUUGAAGAAAAAUUGAAAAACUCUGAGAAAAAUCUGGAAUUGUCCUUGGAGAAGAGCAACAGAUUAGAAAAAGAUAUUGUCAAACUUAAGGAAGAACUUGAAAAAUCUCUUAUGUGGACAAAAUCCUCUAAGUUGUUGUCAAGUGCAACAAACCAGAGUAAUUUCAAUAAGAAAGCACUAGGAAGUUUGAAUAUCACUCCUCCCUUUAAUCCUCACAUUAAGUAUGUAUUUGUGUCUGACAAUCUGCUUUGUCUUCACUGUGGUAAAAAUGGGCAUUUAAAGGGAGAGUGUGCUAGAUGGAAAAAUUCUCAUGAAAGGCUCUCUAACUAUGCUGUAAGGCAAAAAUUAUCAAAAGAGAGACCUGGUCCUCAAAAACAUGUUUCAGCUGAUAGAUUUUCAAAGAAAAAAUCUGUUUCUGCUCCAAAGUCCUUUGUUAGAAAGAUUCAAAAACUGCCCUAUUGGACUAGAUACAAUCUGAUCACUCCCUUGUCUGCUUUCUGGGAACUCAAAUUGAAAUGGGUUCCCAAGCUUAACAAUCUACCUGAAGAGGCUGAUGAGGUUGAAAAGUGUGAUGAGGUACCUGGUACUACUCUGAAUUUCAGUCAGAGCAGAACAGUAAUAGGAACCAGAUGGGUGUUCAGAAACAAGCUCGAUGAAAAUGGAGUGAUCACUAGAAACAAAUCCAGGUUGGUGGUUCAAAGAUACAAUCAAGAAGAAGGAAUAGACUAUGAUGAGACUUUUGCACCUGUUGCCAGGAUGGAGGCCAUUAGAAUUCUGAUAGCUUUUGCUGCAUUCAUGGGUUUCAAGCUGUAUCAAAUGGAUGUCAAAAGUGCAUUUCUGAAUGGAGAUCUGAAGGAGGAGGUAUUUGUUAAACAACCUCCUGGGUUUGAAGAUGCUGAGCUACCAGAUCAUAUGUUCAGAUUGAAUAAAGCUCUGUAUGGUUUGAAACAAGCUCCUAGAGCAUGGUAUGAAAGGCUGUCAAAGUUUCUGCUGAAGAAUGAACACUUGUGUGAAGAAUUCUCAUCAUUAAUGGGAAAGGAAUUUUAA
This is a messenger RNA of Solanum pennellii, 2307 nucleotides long. RefSeq lists its product as uncharacterized. The record is from RefSeq and is a predicted model, not a curated record. The coding region runs from base 1 to 2307 and encodes 768 amino acids. NCBI's taxonomy places the organism in Eukaryota, Viridiplantae, Streptophyta, Magnoliopsida, Solanales, Solanaceae. Gene Ontology annotation, molecular function: nucleic acid binding; zinc ion binding. The transcript has 5 exons.